Acaulospora colombiana is the source of this 477-nucleotide messenger RNA. Lineage: Eukaryota; Fungi; Glomeromycota; Glomeromycetes; Diversisporales; Acaulosporaceae. The record is from the annotation of a GenBank genome assembly.
GCACGCAAGACUGCACAGGCCUACUGGAAAGUGUAUGGAGAGUAUCCACCGACGCGUGUGCUCGUGCAAGAACUGGCCACUGUUAUGCAACAGGCUACUCAGUCAGGUGGUGUACGGCCAUAUGGUGUCUCUCUAUUGGUGGCUGGCUGGGACAUUAACCGGGGUCCAACACUUUAUCAAGUGGACCCUUCAGGGUCAUUCUGGGCGUGGAAGGCAUCAGCUAUAGGAAAGAACAUGAUCAACGCCAAAACAUUUCUAGAAAAACGAUACAACGAUGACAUCUCACUGGAAGACGCCAUUCAUACCGCCUUGCUCACUCUCAAAGAGGGCUUCGAAGGUCAGAUGACGGAAAAGACGAUUGAGCUUGGAGUGAUUACCGUUCCAUCGCCCGAAGAGUUGGCCAGUGCGGGUGCUGUGGAGAAUGCAGGUACCACCAGACCGAAGCCUACGUUCAGGAAGCUCACGGAGGAAGAAUAA